This is a messenger RNA of Cylicocyclus nassatus, 1287 nucleotides long. Lineage: Eukaryota; Metazoa; Nematoda; Chromadorea; Rhabditida; Strongylidae. The record is from the annotation of a GenBank genome assembly.
UGAUCAAGAUUUGCCGCUUGCGACAAAUUUCAUAAAUACGUUUGCAUUUGUAAAGCGUAUUGAGGAAUGGCAGGAUGGCAAUGGAAAAUGUUCUUCGAUAUAGUCUGCCCAAACUCUUGGACUAGCUUCAAGUUAUUGCGGAGCGAAAAAAUGAAAAAUCUUAUGAUUGCUAUGGAAUUCGUCCCUAUUUGCGACGUAAAACUGGCUAUAAUUCGUGCAGGUGAUUGGAGGAAAGUACGUCGUGAGCAUAAGGAUUUAGAUGCCGAUGCCUCAGAUCGACUCACACUAUUGGGCAAUGUAGAGUUUUUCCAAAAAAGGAUACCUGCCAUGGAAGGUUAUGUGCCACCAGUGAAUUGGGAAGAGACGUAUGCUUCCGCAAUGGCUAAUGGUAGCAUAGUCCCGGCAUUGUUUCUGUGCUCAGUGAAGCACCGAGCCCCAGAUUAUCUCUUGAGUUCCAUUGAGGUUAUUGGACGACGGUUAUGGGAACGAAGGUUACCUGUUCACAAAGGCGCACACAUGUCUGCUUGUGCGCGUGAAGCUGGAAUUAGCUUUCCUACUUCGGAAGAAAUCAUAUCACGACUAUCCCAUGUGGAAUCCAAGCAGCUUUUGAGUCGAAACUCCGAAGAUGCUCUUGCAACGGGAGCAACAACUUUUGCCCCUUUAUUCGUUGGCUUCUCUGGAUCUGAUCGCAUCGUGUUGGACAAUUUUAAAGAUUUUAGUGAACACUGCUGUAGUCAGCGUAUGCAGCUUGAGACGGAGCGAAAAAUGUCCUGGUUCCGUCCUCCUCCGCCGGGAACGCAGCUCAGACCAUGGGUGCCAGACCUUAUCUUUGUGCCCAUUUCUCGAGCAUUCGAACGACUUGGUGUUUUCUUUUACAACAGAAUCCUCAACAAAACUGAAGUUGGUCUAUUCGACAAGAGAUGGAACAAGAACGUCCAUGGUCCUUAUUGUCACUGGAGGUAUUACGGGAAAUUGGAUACGAAACUCAUGGAUGUGAAACUUGCUGAUCUCCCCGCCUGGUUAGCACGGCGUGAGAAGACACCCUCCGCUAUGUACAAUGAAUUCAUGAGAAAUAUCUGGAGGGUGCACAACAAAUGGUAUUCAGGACCCGUUUAUGCUAACACCGUCAAAACGAUUUUCCGCUUCAUCUUCGCCUACUCGUUCUUGAAUUGGCUUGUGAAGUCCCACCGUUACCUUCAUGUGCAGAAGACUAUGUAUCAUUGGUAGAUGAUGUAGCAAUUUUAGCGCAGAAUUGUCAGGUUGAUCGAUAAACAUAAUGAUCUUGCU